GUGCGCCUAUGUCUGGUGACUGCCCUUGUGGCACAAAUGCUGUGCAGUGCGAAGACCCCUUCGGCGGCUACAAGUACUGCACUGCAGCAUCUUGGGGCUGUCCAGUCUACUGCAACCCCAUCACCGAGAAGACAUGCUACCCGGUGUCCUUCACUGAAGAUGGCGUGCAAGACUGGAAUGCUCCCAUCAAGGAAACCUGUCAGAACAUUACACA
This is a messenger RNA of Symbiodinium pilosum, 214 nucleotides long. The record is from the annotation of a GenBank genome assembly. NCBI's taxonomy places the organism in Eukaryota, Dinophyceae, Suessiales, Symbiodiniaceae.